AUGUAUCCGAAUCUUGGCGAGAAAUGGCGAGAAGAAAGCGAAAUGGACACCGACGAGGACGAAGCAGAUGACGAACAGGAGGAGGAGGAAGAGGAGGAGGAGGAUGACGAGGAGGAUGAGGAGACGGAAGGGACAGGCAAUCCGGACGAGGCGGGUGAAAAGCGUGUCUUCAACGUACCAACUCCAGCCCCCGGCACGUGGACUCCCGUAACCUUGGGAACACCGGGAGGAAACUCUUUCCGCGUGACUCUAAUCGACGAUGAUUGUAACGAGGUGUCGCCGUGGCACGACGUGCCGCUACAUUCAUCCAACGGUACAUUCAACGCCGUCUGCCUCACCCCCAAGGGCUGCCAGGACGACUACGAGGUCGCCGUUCGCGAACGCCUCGCGCCGCUGCGAAUGCGGUUACGCAAUAACAAACCCAUGCGCUUUGCCGACCCGAUCCCGUGGAACUUCGGCGUGUUCCCGCAAACCUGGGCCGACUCGUCCACGCGCUGCCCGGAAUUCGGAAACCUACCCUUAGACGACAGUCCCGUCGAGUUAAUCGACAUAGGUAGCCAGGUCCGGCAGUUAGGCGAAGCCUACGCGGUCGAGCCGCUAGCGGCGUUCGUGCUGGUGGAUCCGCGCGGGUUCCAGCUUUCGUGGAAGGUGGUGGGGAUCGCGACGGAUGACCCUUCUGGUUUUCAGGACCUGAGCGACGAAAACGUGGCGGGGAUCGUGCAGACGCUGCUUGAUUGCAUUCGCGACUGGCUAAGGGCCGGCCGGCACUGCGGAGGUGAAAAGACCAAAGUGUUGACGCUAAGCCAGGGCAAGGCGGGGCAGGAUAAGGUGAUGGAAAUAGUCGCUCAGGCGCACGCAGCGUGGCAGUUGCUGCGUAGCGGGGCAGCUGAUAACGAGGAUAUGGGCGACCUGCUGCUCUCCCCGAACCUGCUGCACCGGAAGCCCCAGCCUGGGCCGGCGGUUCGGAUCUUCGCCGAGUCGUACGCGACGGAUUCGGCGAAUAAGGACAAGGCGGUGAUCGACGAGCAGGAUAUUAAGACGCUCGUGGCGCCGGUGUUUGGGAGUAGUUUCAUGGUUGACUCGUGGGAUAGCCCGGAUGAGUUUGAGGGGGAAGGGGAGAAAGGGGGUGGGGACGGGGAGGAUGGGGAGGGGGGGAAAGAGGAGGAUUCGGAUGAUGAUUGGGGGAUAGGAGCGGGAGGGGGAGCGGGAGCGGGAGCGGGAGCGGGAGCGGGAGCAGGAGCGGGAGGGGGAGGGGGAGGGGGAGCGGGAGGGGGAGGGGGAGGGGGAGGGAGGGGUAGGGGGAGGAGGCACAGUGUCAGUGGCCUGGUCACGGGCGGGGAUAGUGAUGAUAGUGAUGCGGAGGAGGGGGAAGAGGGAGCGCGAACCAGGGACAGGGGCGCAGGCGGAGGGGGAGGCGGAGGGGGAAGCGGAGGGGGAGGAGGGGGAGGGUUCGGAUUCGGCAGUGUGCGGGGCAGCGGGUCGAAGAAACCGGGCGGCAGUGGGCAGGCAGGGCUGAAAAAGCUGGGCGGCAGCCAGACGGUCAGCCGGUUUCUCGGGCGGCUGCGCCGGCCGUCCCAGGCGUUUGGCAGCGAUGCCCUGGGGGGACUAGACCUCUCCGCUAUUCAGCAGACGCUCUUUGACAACCCUCAAAUCUCUCAAGUCUCUCAAAAUUCUCAGAAUGUGGAGAAAAAGCGGCCGGCACAGGCGUUCGGGAGCGAUGCGCUGGGCGGAUUAGACCUGUCCGGUUUGCAGCAGCAGCAGCAGCAGCAGCAGGUGGAAACCGGAGGCAAUGCAGCAGGAGGGGCACCAGCAGCGGCGGCGGCAGGGAGGGGGAGAAGUGAGGCUGGGGUUGGCGAUUGGGGGAGCGGUGGUGAGGGGUGGAGGGGGGAAGCGGGGAACGGGGAGGAUGAGGGGGAGAAAGCGGCGGCGCUGUCCCAGGGGAGUCUGCGCUCCAGGAGUUUCAACUCCGCGUAUCCCCCCUCCUUUGAUUCCGCCUAUGCGUCCUCCUUUUCCGCCCAGGACCAGCUGAACAUGCGCCUGGACGGGCUGGGCGGAGGAGGGUUGGCGCAGGGGGGGGCGCAAGGGGUGGCGCAGGGGAGCGCGAGCAUGUCGUUUGGGCGAACCCGUAGUGCAGGGUCCGCGGAAGGGGGAAGAGCAGGGGGAGUGGUGGCUUUAGGAGGGACGGGCGGGGCGGGUGGGGCGGAAGGGGAGACAGCAGCCCAGGCGCCGUCCGCGUUAUCAGCCUCCCAGUCCCGUUAUAGGGCGUGGCGGAACCUUCUAGUGGACGUGCACCUGGGGGGGGGGAGAUCCGCCAAGGGGGGCGGAAACGAGGGGCGGGGGUUCCUGGCGGAAGGGGGAGGGGCGGGCGCAGGCAUAGGGGCAGGCGCAGGGACAGCAGGGGGAGGCUUUGGUCCCCCGUCCUCCUCCUCCUCCGCCUCCACCCCCUCCCCCCUCCCUUUCCCCCCUCUCCCCCCUUCCGCCCCCCUCUCCGCGUCCUAUAACGGCCGCCCCACCCCCCCCGCCUGUGGGGAAUCCCUAGAGGAGGUUCCGCGGAGCAGGUCUACCCCUCCAGGCGCCCCCCUUUCCGCCUCUGGGGGGACGGGCGGGGCGGGCGGGGCGGGCGGGGGGAGCGGAGGGGCGGUCAGGCGGAGCUUGCGCCAUAGCAGGAGUCAUAGCUUCUCGGAAGCUUCUCAGGAUGGGGGGGGAGUGGGGGGAGGCGCGCGGAGGGAGGGGGGCAGGGGCGGGGGCGACGCAGGGGGAGAGGCGGAGGGAGGGAGGAGGGCAGGGGGGAGCCUGCAUGGAGCGUUUGGGGAGGGCCUCAGGGGGAAUGGGGGAGGGUGGGGCGGAAGCGGGGGGUGGGGGGGAAGCGGGGGGUGGGGUGUGAAUGCUGGGGGUAGCAGCAGCGGGGGAGGGGGAUAUGGCGGAACAGGGUGGUUCUCUGCCCCGUAUGGGAGCAUUGGCGGAGAUAUAGGCAGCACCAGCGGGAGGAGCAGCAGCAGCAGCCUCAGCAGCAGAGACGGGGGGAGAGAGGCGCGCGAGGGGCGGGAAGGACGUGAGGGGAGGGAGGGGAGGGAUGGGCGGGAGAGUAGGAGAUCACAUAGUAUGGUGUUAGAGCCGAUUCAAGGGACCCCCAACACAAGCCCUCUACCCGCGGACUCGUUUCCCCUCUCCGCCUUUGCUUCCGCCCUCCCCCCUCCGCCCCUUUCCGCAUUCGCCUCCCCCUCAGGGGCCACCACGCCCCCCUAUGCCAACCGCUCCCCCCGAUCCAGCCCCCUCUCCCGCUCCUCCCGCGCACACUCCCACCUUCCCCCCAUUCCCCCGCCCUCCCCCGGAUUUUCCCCCGGGGUUACCGCGGGAAGCUCCCCCGGGCUUCCCCCUAUCAUUCCGCCCACGCACAGCGGGAGCAGCGGGGGGAAGAGCCCCCUGAUGAGCCCCCGCGCGCUUCUCUGCGCCAGCAGCCCCCCCAGCAGCAGCAGCCCCCCUGGGUUCAGCCCUGGUGAUGAGCUAAGCGCCGGUGGAAAGAUAAGCGCCGGUGGGAGCAGUGGUACGCGUGGUGGGAGCGGUGGUGGGAGCAGCGGGAGCAGUGGGAGAAGCAGCAGAGCGGGAUCCGUGAGGGGAAACAGCAGUGGCGGAGGGGGGCUGUUUGGGGUACUGAUAAGCGGGGGGAGGAGGCUGGGCGGGAGUGUGAGGGAGCGGAGUCGGCACGCGAGGAGGCACUCUGUGGGUGCUGUUGCUGCUGUGCCCCUCCUCUCCCCCAUCACUCGAAGCCUCUUUUCCGUUCCUAAGCAGUCCGAGGCAGCAGCAGCGGAGACAGCAGGGGAGACAGGCGGAGCAGGAGCAGGAGCAGGAGGAGGUAUGGGAGGAGGAACAGCAGUGGUGGCGGAGGAAUGCAAGGGCGGGGCAGCAGCAGCAGCAGGAGCAGGGGGAGCCGAACUGGUGGGAGGCGAGGAAGCAGAGGGGGAACGAGGAAGCCGAGGGGGGACAAGCGUCCCAGUGUCACCAAGAGGCUUCCCCAGGGCGUCAAUCAGCGUGAGCAGCGCUAUCGGUGGCGCCAGCAGCAGCAAUACCAGGCCUGGAAACAGCAGUGACAGCAAUGGCAGCGGCGGCAGCGGAGGCGGCAGGAAGGAGAGCGGAGGAGGAGGAGGAGGCGGGUCGGUGGCAGGGUUUGUUCGGCGAGCAGGGCUUUCGUUUCAUCGUAGAAGCGCCUCUCACCACGACCUUGGCCUUCCUAAACGCUCCCCAGAGGCAGGAGCAGCAGCAGGGGCAGCAGGAGGGGUGGGAGGAUGGGUAGGAGGAGGGGAUGGAGGAGGGGUAGGAGGAGGAGGAGGGGCUGGAGGGGUAUGGGGGAUCGCUGGUAGCAGCAGUGGAAGCCAGGCAGCACCAUCUCCCUCCGCUGCUCCCCCCCCGCUGCCGCCCUCCGGCUCUCUCUCCUUCUCCUCCUCGCGCUUCCUGCGGAAGAACAAGACCCCGCCGCUCCACAACCACCACCGCCACCGCAGCACCACCAGCGAGGAUUUCCGGUCCUUCCAUCACUCGUUACAGUCCCAGCCUCAGUCGCAAACCUCGUCUGCCGCCCAUUCCCCUGCCGCACGGUCCCCUGCUGCUCGCCCUGUGCCUGUACGCUCUUUAUCCGUCCAGUCAAUGUCAGUUGCUCGCUCCCUGUGUGCUCACUCCUCUACUGGCCCCUCCCCUGCUUCAAGCACUGGCUCUGCUGCAUGCGGAGACGGUUUCGAGGCGGAAAGCUCAGGUGGAGAGCGGUUGGGAGGGUUGCAGGUGGCGGUUCACCCCACACUUCAUGCCCCCCCUCCUCCCCUUGCCUCCUCCCCUUCCCGUCACUACUCAAAGCCCCCCUCCCCUUCCCUUACCCGCUCCCUGUCCCCGCACCCACCGCGUCCCCCCUCUCCCCUUGUCCCUCGCACGCCCUCUGCUCCUCUCACCCACAGCCCCUCUCCUCCUCCUCCUCACCACAGCUCGUCUCCUGCUCCCCGCACCCCGUCUCCUCCUCCCCCUCGCACCCCUUCUCCUCCUCCUCCUCACAUCUCUCCUCCUCUUCCCCACAGCGCCUCCCCUCCCCACAGCUCUUCCCCGCCCCUCAACCCCCCCCAUCGAGCCCAGAGCGCCGCCCGAUCCUUCCUUCUACAGGAGCUGGGGGGUAGGCGCCCCCAAGGCUUCCUCCGAACCUCCAGCGUAGCCUCGGCACUGCCAGGCUCGGCGAGCCUAGGUCCGGACCAAGCCUCGCCUGAAAGGGUCAGAAACAGAGGCAGGGACAGGGGUGGUGAUGACAGCGGUUCUGGUGGUAACCAGAUCAGUGGUAAUCAGAUCAGUGGUAACCAGAUCAGUGGUAAUCAGAUCAGUGGUAACCAGAUCAGUGGUAAUCAGAUCAGUGGUAACCAGAUCAGUGGUAAUCAGAUCAGUGGUAACCAGAUCAGUGGUAACCAGAUCAGUGGUAACCAGAUAAGUGGUAACCAGAUCAGUGGUAGCUCCCCUCCUCGCCCCCCGUCGUGUGAGAGAAAUCAACGGUCCAAAUCCCCUUUGAGCCGGCUUUAUCGGAGCAGCAGCAGAGGGAGGGAGAGGGCUGGGAGUGCCGAGGGGGGCAGCAAAGGAAGGGAGGAAGUGCUGCUGACGGGGCUGGGAAGGGGGGUGAAGCAGCAGGUGUUGGUACAGCCACAUUCCCAUCGCCUGCUGCUGUUACAGUCGGAUUGGUGGGAGGAGAAGGAGAAGGAGAAGAGGUGGAAGGAAUUGGGGGAGUAG
Closterium sp. Naga37s-1 is the source of this 5751-nucleotide messenger RNA. The record is from the annotation of a GenBank genome assembly. Lineage: Eukaryota; Viridiplantae; Streptophyta; Zygnematophyceae; Desmidiales; Closteriaceae.